Molecule: messenger RNA, 2234 nt
Organism: Erigeron canadensis
Lineage: Eukaryota; Viridiplantae; Streptophyta; Magnoliopsida; Asterales; Asteraceae
Product: probable L-type lectin-domain containing receptor kinase S.7
Exons: 1
Coding region: 72-2162 (696 amino acids)
Biological process (GO): protein phosphorylation
Cellular component (GO): plasma membrane
Molecular function (GO): carbohydrate binding; protein kinase activity; ATP binding
Source: RefSeq, a predicted model, not a curated record
UCUUCGUCUCAUAACUGUUACACAAAAAUCAGUUAACUUCCCUCUCUUUCAACCACCAUCACACCACCACCAUGAACCCAACAAACCACCUCAUUUUCUUCAUCUUGAUCACAACCCUCAUAAGACCAAACCCAUCACUAGCAAUCCCUCGAAACACCACAUUCGAUUUCUCAUCACUCCAGCCUGAAAACCUCACUCUCCUCGGCGAUUCCCACUUCCAAAACGACGUCGUUAGCCUCACAAUCCAAUCCGAAACCCCCUCUUCCUCUUCCGGUACCAUCAUUUACACUGCCCCAAUUCGUUUCUCCGAUAACCGAACCAAUUCCACCACUUCUUUCUCCACAAGUUUCUCAUUUUCAAUUACUAACUAUGGCCCGAAUUCCCCUGUUUCCCCUGUUUUGGGUGGUGGGUUAUCGUUCUUUAUCUCGCCUGGAAAUCAGACUCUUGGGUCUCCUGGUGGAUAUUUGGGUCUUGUGAAUGCUUCUAUGUUGACCCAAAACAGGUUUAUUGCUAUAGAAUUCGAUACACGGCUUGAUGCCCAUUUUCAUGACCCGAAUGAUAAUCAUGUUGGGUUGGAUAUCGAUAGCUUGAAUUCGAUCAAAAGUGUUGAUUGUAUGUUGUUUGGGAUUGAUUUAAGAAGUGGGGUUUCUUCUUUUACUUCUUGGAUUGAUUAUUUUCACGAGUUAAAGAAUCUCAAAGUGUUUUUGACCCGUUCGCGUUUAAAGCCCGAUUCCCCAAUUUUGAGUGUGGAUAUUGAUCUUUCGGGCUAUUUUGAAGAAUAUAUGUAUGUGGGCUUUUCGGGUUCAACACAAGGAAGUACAGAGUCUCAUUGGAUUGAAAGUUGGAGCUUUAACUCAUCUGGGAUCAAACAUUUCAACCCAAAAAACGAUAAUCCAUACAAUGUGAGUAGUGAAAUGGUUCCAAUACAGAUUUCGGGUCAUUCUGGGUACAGUAAGUACCGUAGAAAACUCGGGUAUGGUUUGGGGGUUUCUGGCCCGAUGUUUGUUUUCGCAGUUUUAGUACUAGUCGGGUACAUUGCAGUUAAAAAAUGGAAGGAAAUCAAGAUUGAAACGAGCAUAAAAACCGGGUUUAAAAGAGGACCAAGACAGUUUAGUUACAAAGAACUCAAAAUGGCUACAAAUAACUUCCAUUUGAGUCGAAUAAUAGGUCAUGGUGCAUUCGGGAUUGUUUAUAAGGCCUUCUUGAUAUCGUCAGGAGCAACUUCUGCAGCUGUGAAAAGAUCUAUGUGUUCCCCAGAAGCAAAAGACGAUUUCUUGGCUGAGUUAUCGGUUAUAGCGCGUUUAAGACACAAGAAUCUUGUUCAGCUACUUGGAUGGUGUGUCGAAAAAGGGGAGUUCUUGUUAGUUUACGAGUUAAUGCCAUACGGGUCAAUAGACAAAGUGUUGUAUCAAGAUCCUGAUCUUUUGGGUUUUUUAACAUGGAACCGUAGAUACAAAAUCGCGAUUGGGUUAGCUUCUGUUUUAGCUUAUCUUCAUCAAGAAUGUGAUAAGUUGGUUAUCCAUAGAGAUAUAAAGUCAAGUAAUGUAAUGCUAGAUGAACACUUUAAUGCCCGUUUAGGUGAUUUCGGGCUGGCCCGUUUGAUAGAUCAUAACAAAAGCCCGGUUUCAACUUUAACAGCUGGGACCAUGGGUUAUUUGGCCCCUGAGUAUCUACACUGUGGAAAAGCAACCGAUAAAACCGAUGUGUAUAGCUACGGUGUGGUGGUGUUAGAAGUGUGUUGUGGACGAAGGCCUAUCGAGAAGGAAACUGGGGUCGAAAAGAUGGUGAAUUUGGUUGAUUGGGUGUGGGACUUGUAUGCAAAAGAUGAGAUUUUGGAUGCUAUUGAUGAAAGGCUUAAUGGUGAGUUUAAUAAGGAUGAAGCUAGGAGGUUGUUGAUGGUUGGGUUAAGUUGUGUGAACCCGAGAAGCGAAAUGAGGCCCACGAUGGGUCGAGUGUUGCAAAUAUUGAACCGCGAUGCGGAGGAGGAGAUGGCGGUGGUUCCGUUGAUGAAACCAAAAGUGAGUUUUUGUGCUAGUUUGCCUUUGAAUGUUGAGGAUCUUGUGUUUUGUUCGGAAGAUGAUGAUGAUGAACAAGAAAGUGAUAGUAGUUGUACGACUUUGGAUGGUGGAUUUGAGAUUCGUAUUGAAGGGUCUAGUUUCUAGAUAUUAUCAAGUUUGUUGGAUCGAUUGUUUGAUAAUGUAGAUUGUUUAUGAAAACGAUUUAUUUUCCCGUCA